Molecule: messenger RNA, 1206 nt
Organism: Ustilago hordei
Lineage: Eukaryota; Fungi; Basidiomycota; Ustilaginomycetes; Ustilaginales; Ustilaginaceae
Exons: 2
Coding region: 1-1206 (401 amino acids)
Cellular component (GO): cytoplasm
Molecular function (GO): flavin adenine dinucleotide binding; electron-transferring-flavoprotein dehydrogenase activity
Source: RefSeq, a predicted model, not a curated record
AUGAGCAGCAUCGCAGCAACCACGCCUUCAACCAUUGCCAUCGUGGGCGGAUCCUACGUUGGCAUGCGACUCGCUCAAGCACUCGUACCUGUCCUUCCACCAACGCAUCGGGUCGUGGUGGUGGAGGCCAACUCGCAUUUCCACCAUUUAUUCACCUUCCCACGCUUCUCUGUGCUUCAUCGUGGAGGUGAGGAGAAAGCAUUCAUUCCUUACUCCCACGCACUUGAAGCUGGAGCUGCUGGCAACGCGAUCAUCCACGCAAAAGCGCUCUCAAUCCACCCCUCAGCCGAAACCUCUUCCAAAGGAUACCUCAAGCUGGAUCGCGCAGCAAACCAAGGAAGUGACACGCUCGAAUUUGACUACCUUGCCAUCGCAACGGGUAAUCAGCUCCGAGAACCUUGGUCGCUUCCUCCAACAUCACACGAGGGAGUGACCGCAAAGAAGCAAGCGGUGGAGACGCUGAGACGGUAUCAGGACGCAGUGAAACAAGCUCGAAACAUUGUGAUUGUCGGCGGUGGUGCUGUGGGUGCUCAAGUCGCUUGCGAUAUUGCUGAACUCUAUCCCCUCACCCCCUCGAAAACGCUCGUCUUGCAACGAUUCGCUGAGCGAAACAUUAACACACACCUCGGCAGCCGUGUUGUUAUCCCGUCCUUGGGCUUCCCCGCGUUCAAAGAGGGGGAGAUGUUCGAAGUGGAACUGCAAAAUGGUAGCAAAGUCAAAGCGGAUCUGGUAUUGAUGUGUACAGGUCAAACACCCCGUUCUUCCCUCCUAUCGUCUUUUGCACCUGAAGUCAUCACCGCCGAUGGUUUCAUUGACGUUCACUCUUCGCUUCAAAUCAAAUCUACCCCCUCUGCACUAGGUGCAAGAGUUUUUGCUCUGGGAGAUAUCGCCAACAGCGGGGCAGCAAAAACUGUUCGCGCUGCAGCAGGACAGAUCGACGUUAUCAAAUCCAACAUCCUCUCCCUCAUCGCAGCCGAAACUAGAGGCAAGGAGGAGGGAAAGCUAGAACUUCAAACCUUCACCCCGGGUCCAUCGGGUAUUCACCUCAGCUUGGGUCUGUACGAAAGUGUCAAGUUCCGCAAUCCAGCGAAAGAAGGGGAGGAGCCGUGGUGUGAGGGAUUGGAGAGGGAUUUGAAGAUCGAUAUGGGAAUAGAGGGUACUUGGAAGAAAUGGAAUGUUCCGGAGGGGACUCCUUGGCAUCUUUGA